AUGUUGUUGGAAUUUCAGGAGCUACUUCUAGCUUCGUUCCAAUCUAUCUCACAAGUAAUGAUAGUUGUCUUCCUCGGCUGGAUACUAUCUCGUCAGGGAUAUAUCACAGAUAAAAAGCAAAAGUGGCUUGCUCGCUUGAACAUGAACUUCUUUACACCAUGCCUUCUGUUCACUAGAAUGGCGCCGUCUGUAAACCCGGCAAAGGUAUUGGAACUAUGGAUAAUACCAGUACUGUAUUUGAGUUUUGCCAUCAUAUCAUAUGGAGUAGCUGUUGCCUUUGCAAAGGUGGCGGGGCUCCGCAGGAUGGAGAGAAACUUCCUGGUUGCCAGCACCAUUUUCAGCAACACAAACUCGAUGCCAAUCGCUGUCAUAACAGGAAUCGUCUCUAGUCAAGCCGUUCAAUAUCUAUACUUAGACGGAGCAGAUACCAAAGAAAAUGUGAUGGCUAGGAGCGUAUCUUACAUCGUUCUGUUCGGUCUUUUCAGUAACAUUCUUCGAUGGUCAUACGGAUAUUCGCUUUUAAGAGGAGAAGAAAUUCCUUAUAGUGUCGACAAGUCUAGUUCAAUAAAUCAGCAGCUCACCAAGGACGAUGUCGCGAUAACACUCGGCAAUACUGAUACACUUGCCACAGAAGCGAAUUUUACAAAGCCAACAGAAGCGACAUAUUUGCUUGGUACUAAACAGGCGCAUCAUGCGAAAAUAAAAUGGUCCAGUCAACUUCGUCAGAUGGGAGCAAAAAUUGCAAAUAGUAUGACAAGGCCGUUAUCAGCAGCUCUAUUAGCCUUGGUUGUGGGAUUCAUCCCAUCACUUCAACAGCUUCUAUUUGCGAAAGAUUCCUUUGUAUAUGGUUCGAUCAUCGUAGGUCUUGAGAACUGCGGCUCUGCAUCAGUUCCCCUUGUGCUGGUUUGUCUAGGAGCUCAGCUUUCUACGAUGUCAUUUGUACAGAAUGAAUACGAAUCCAAAAACGUAGUUACUUUGGCAGUCAUUGCUAGAAUGGUUUUCAGUCCACUGAUAUCUAUAACACUCGUAACCGCGAUACAUUACUACUGCCAAGAUUAUAUUGGAAUUGCUGCAGAUCCAGCCUUUUAUGUGGUUCUUGGUUUAUUAUCAGCGAUGCCAACAGCUAUUAGCUUGACCCAGAUCGCACAAGGUGGCCAUUGUGAAAAUUUACUGGUUCGGACCCUAUUUUGGGGUUACGGAAUCCUUUGCCUUCCAUUUUGCAUGUUGAUUUUACUGGUACUGUUGACAGUUCUGGACUUGAUUCGAUAG
This is a messenger RNA of Umbelopsis ramanniana AG, 1269 nucleotides long. RefSeq lists its product as uncharacterized. NCBI's taxonomy places the organism in Eukaryota, Fungi, Mucoromycota, Umbelopsidomycetes, Umbelopsidales, Umbelopsidaceae. The record is from RefSeq and is a predicted model, not a curated record. Gene Ontology annotation, cellular component: endoplasmic reticulum; membrane. Gene Ontology annotation, biological process: transmembrane transport. The coding region runs from base 1 to 1269 and encodes 422 amino acids. The transcript has 4 exons.